Carassius auratus (goldfish) is the source of this 1277-nucleotide messenger RNA. Its product is annotated as sorcin-like. Gene Ontology annotation, molecular function: calcium ion binding. The record is from RefSeq and is a predicted model, not a curated record. Bases 101 to 670 code for a protein of 189 amino acids. NCBI's taxonomy places the organism in Eukaryota, Metazoa, Chordata, Actinopteri, Cypriniformes, Cyprinidae. The transcript has 8 exons.
UUUCCUGAGACGGAAGUGGGUGGAGAGUAACGUCAUCCACACACUUCAGCAUCUACUUGUCCGGUUUUGGUCAGUCUCCAGAAGAAAACGCUCGUUUACGAUGAAUUUCCCGGGAUAUGGUGCACCGGCUGCGGGAGGGUAUCCAGGUGGAUUCCCUGGACAGCAGCAGGACCCUCUGUAUGGAUACUUCACUGCAGUCGCUGGUCAAGAUGGCCAGAUAUCUGCAGAGGAACUUCAGACUUGUUUGACUCAGGCCAACUUCUCUGGUGGCUACAGACCUUUCAACAUUGAGACAUGUAGACUGAUGAUCAGCAUGCUGGAUAGAGACAUGUCUUGCUCGAUGGGCUUCAAUGAGUUUAAGGAGCUGUGGGCUGUGCUCAGUGGCUGGAAGCAGCACUUCAUGAGCAUUGACAGGGACAUGAGUGGCACAGUCGACCCACAGGAAAUGAGCCAAGCUGUUUCCUCUAUGGGGUACAGGCUGAGUCCUCAGGCCAUGAACUGCAUAAUUAAGCGUUACAGCUCUAAUGGGAAGAUCUCAUUUGAUGAUUAUGUCGCUUGCUGUGUCAAACUGAGGAGCUUGACUGAUGUGUUCAGAAAAAGGGACCAGGCACAACAGGGAGUGGCAACAUUUCAAUAUGAUGAUUUCAUCCAGUGCACUAUGAGCAUCUGAGGAUCAUGCAAAGAUCUUCAAAAAAAAAAAAAAAAAGCAUACUUCAGUUUUAAUUUUUUAUAACUUGCAUUUUUAAACAAUUUACUUAUAUUUGGUCAUAUUUUGACAAUAUUGUAGUACUUAUACACUAUAAAACAUACAUUCAUGCAUCAUUGUUCAUAUACCAAGUGAUGCAUAUAUACCAAUGACAUUUACAGUCUAUUUACUCAAAUGUAACCUAGAUCAAGGUAUUGUAUCAAAGAAGCUAUACAGAAAUUCAUGAUAUUAAUGUAUCCUAAUGUCUUGCAGUCGCAUUUAGCAGAUUAGAUCAUGUAUGUAUUCGAGUAUAGCACCAUAACCAUCAUCCCAGCUCUAGAAUCAUGUCAGUGCAUUUGUAUUCCCUCAUUGCAUGUUUUAAAUGUGCACGGCCAGUAAUGAAUACUAUUAUGUAUCACCAAAGAAUUCAUGACGCUUGUGUCUGCUCUGCUUUUUGUCUCUGCGCAUUGGCUGUUUAAAAUGUCUGUGAGAUCUUUUUGAGUAUGUUUUCAUUACACUCAUUUAAUUAUUUUUAAAUAACACACCUAUUAAGACAUUUCCUGUUUGAAUUAAUAAAUGACAACAGAACACU